CAAAAACAAAUUUAUAGGUAGGACAGACCGACAGAGCAACUCAACACUGUCAUCUGUUGGGGAGUUUCAAAGCUGGACUGGGCCGGCAUUCACCAAUCUCUUUAUACGGAAUCACCACUCUCCAUCUUAGGUAUCCGGCCGGUGCAGUUCAGGUACGACAAUGGCGUCCCUCAAGCUCAAGCUCAGCAACCGAUCUCCCAAGCAGCCCAUCAAGAACCUGCCGGCUUCGAUCGAGCUCCCCCACGAUGCUACCGUUGAGGAUGCCAAGAUUGCGAUUGCCCGCCAGAUCGGCUUCAGCGACUUCAACCGUGUCGGUCUCUACGGCCCCUCGGCUAGGUCGACUCUGAAGAACCGCAAGGCACUGAUCCGCGACGAGACCGAGGUCAUCUCGGCCGGCGAGCUCGUCGUCAAGGACUUGGGUCCCCAAAUGGCCUGGCGCACUGUCUACGUCAUCGAGUACUUUGGCCCCCUUCUCUUCCACGCCGUCGUGCCCCUGGUCCGUCCGUACAUCUACCGCAUCCCGCCCUUCGUCUACAAGAACGAGGCCGAGACGCCCAUCCGGCAGGUGCAAUGGCUGCUGCUUGUGCUGUUCUUCGUCCACUUCCUGAAGCGGGAGUAUGAGACCAUCUUUGUCCACAGGUUCUCGGCCAACACCAUGCCCGCCUGGAACAUCUUCCGCAACUCGGCUUUCUACUGGCUCAUGUCCGGCCUGAUCUGCGCUCUGGACAUCUAUGCCCCGGGCAGCCUAUCAGACCGUGACGAGCUCGGGCUUCUCGACUACGUGGGACUGGCCAUGUUUGCGAUUGGCGAGACGUGCAACUGGAUCGUCCACCAGCACCUCGCGACUCUGCGGAAGCCCGGCGGCACGGAGAAGGGCAUCCCUAACUGCAUUGGCAGCAGCCUCGUCACCAGCCCCAACUACAUGUUCGAGGUGCUCGCUUGGGUCGGCGUCAUCCUGAUCAGCCGCAGCUGGGCCGUGGUGGCUUUCAUUUGCACGGGCAUUCUGUACAUGCGUAGCUGGUCGCGGGGCAAGGAGAAGGCGUUGCGCAAGGAGUUUGGCGACCGGUACAAGAAGAAGCGGUACACGAUGCUGCCGGGCCUUAUUUGAGUUUGGUUGCUCUGUGAUGCUUGGGCAGCGUGUAAUGAGAAGGAGAAGCGCCGGUGCGCUCUCCGUAGGUUGGUCGAGGUCCUGCCCGUGUUUGUUAUGCCUUUAAGCAGGCUGUAUAACUAUGCAAGCUUUCCGAAUCGAGCGUUGACUUUACCUCAUGAC
Canariomyces notabilis is the source of this 1270-nucleotide messenger RNA. RefSeq lists its product as uncharacterized. The transcript is spliced from 2 exons. NCBI's taxonomy places the organism in Eukaryota, Fungi, Ascomycota, Sordariomycetes, Sordariales, Chaetomiaceae. The coding region runs from base 161 to 1108 and encodes 315 amino acids. Gene Ontology annotation, molecular function: oxidoreductase activity, acting on the CH-CH group of donors. The record is from RefSeq and is a predicted model, not a curated record. Gene Ontology annotation, biological process: very long-chain fatty acid biosynthetic process.